AUGACGCUUAUGCAUGCGGAGAAGCCGUUCGCUGCCAGUCUCCAGCGUCUCCUUCCGGGACUGGCAGAGAACCCAACGGAGAGCGUUCUUGCGGACACUUUGUUGCAGUGCUGCCACGAAUGGGGUGUCACUGCGGAGACAGAGCUGCUUCUUUUAUUGACAAGUGGCUGCCCUUUUGUGCAGCGACAAAUGAUGUUAACGGUGCGACAGGAACAGAGGCGGCAGCCAUUUUGUCACCCUGCGGAGGUCCAGCGUCUUCUUCAAAAGGUGCUGCUGGCUCUUAGUACACAACAUGUCACUCGGCAGCACACACCAACCUCCCUGGAGGUUUCACGUAACGAUUUUGGCCUUGCAUCGAUAUCAAGAAGUGUGGAGAGUCUGCUUUGCCUGCCUGCUGGCGAGGGCUCGGCUCCCGCAGAAGCAUUUUACGGUAGCUCUCUUUUCUUUACCACGGGGUGCCCGUCUCUAGACCAUCUUCUUAGCGGGGGUAACGGUGCUUUAGCGAAGGACGCAUCAGACGGCGGGUUUCGUGCUGGCUUUGUUUCAGAAGUGUAUGGUGAGGCAGGCAGUGGCAAGACGCAACUUGUUCUACAGAGUCUGCUUCAUUGUGUUGCACAGCACUUGUGUGAUCGGUGGCAUCCCUCUGGUACACCGGAGAGUUGCUCCAGUGGAUUGACGACAGGAGGCGUGGCAGCACUGUACAUUGUCUCGGAGAAUUUCCCGGCAGCUCGACUUGCAGCACUGGCGGCGGGUACUGUGGAACGAGAAAAGCGGAGGGUUCUUCGCGUAUCAGCGCACCUUCCGCCAUCGACUGUUGACCGGCUAAAGGCGUACUUGGAGCGGGAGGUGACAGUGAAUUCCGUUAUAAGGGGACUACACGUUCGUCGUGUAGGCACACUGAAGGAACUUGUUUUUUUGCUUCAUUCUGGCACUUUAUCAAGGGCGUUUCACGCCUUGGGUGGUCGAGGGAUGGUGGCGGUGGACUCCAUUGCGGGGGCUGCCGGUGCAGGUAACGGUGCAAAUGCUGAUGAUGGAGGAGGGGAGAUGAGAACAGAUGUGAUGGUUGUGGGGACAUUAUUAAAAACGUUUGCGGUACACGAGAAGGCCGCAGUGGUUGUCACCAAUCAAGUGCGCUCAAUGCUUUCUGGUGGACAGCAGCAGCGGCAUGGUGUCAAAGACGCGGUAAUACCCGCACUUGGGGUUCAGUGGUCCUUGACGCCGCAUGUGCGUAUUCAUCUUCGACGUCUUCAAGGCACGGGUGGCACGACACAUCGAAAGCUCAUUGUUCUCUCAGGCCCCUCAAAUCCCCCCUUGUGCGGCGCGUACGUCAUUGGCGAGGAUGGUAUUCGCGGGGAUUUGUAA
Trypanosoma cruzi is the source of this 1362-nucleotide messenger RNA. Its product is annotated as DNA repair protein, putative. Gene Ontology annotation, biological process: double-strand break repair via synthesis-dependent strand annealing; telomere maintenance via recombination; resolution of mitotic recombination intermediates. The coding region runs from base 1 to 1362 and encodes 453 amino acids. The transcript has a single exon. Gene Ontology annotation, molecular function: four-way junction DNA binding. Gene Ontology annotation, cellular component: replication fork; Rad51C-XRCC3 complex. The record is from RefSeq and is a predicted model, not a curated record. NCBI's taxonomy places the organism in Eukaryota, Euglenozoa, Kinetoplastea, Trypanosomatida, Trypanosomatidae.